Molecule: messenger RNA, 1683 nt
Organism: Punctularia strigosozonata HHB-11173 SS5
Lineage: Eukaryota; Fungi; Basidiomycota; Agaricomycetes; Corticiales; Punctulariaceae
Product: beta-lactamase/transpeptidase-like protein
Exons: 5
Coding region: 1-1683 (560 amino acids)
Source: RefSeq, a predicted model, not a curated record
AUGCUGCAAUACGCGGUCCUCUACGCGACUGUCUUCCUGCUAGCUAGAUGGUUGUCGACUCGUUACACGCUUGAGAUCGUCACGGUAUCGCAAACCCGCUGUAGCGGUGCUCUUCCCGCCGAAUUCUUGAGCAAUCCCCCGUCGCCCGACACGCCGGCGUUCCAAAGCCUAGCAAGGGCGCUGGAUCAGCAGCUCGCUCGACGUGUAGCCCGUGCUGAUAUGGACAGCUUGGCGGUCGCGGUCGUGACUUCCGGUGGUUCCGUGUUCGAAGGGACGUACGGGGUCGUAAAAGCGAAUGAAUCGUCGGAUGGACGCGUCGAUCGCGACACGAUUUACCGACUCGCGUCCGUUUCCAAGAUCUUCACAGCUCUCGAGUCGUGGUUGUUAGUGCAGAACGGGAGUCUCGAAUGGGAUCGCCCAAUAUCGGAUUAUAUCCCGCAAUACUCUCCUCCGUGUGCAGCCUCUGACCGGUGCUACUCGCCUACCGUUCGUGACCUCGCGUCGCACAAGGCAGGCGUCGGGUCGGAUAUGCCCCCGGGAGACAUGGUCUCCUGGCCGCACUCCCUGCAAGGCGCGGGCUCUCCACCCGAGAACGGGCGCCCCUUUCCCUCAGACGAGGAGGUUCUCGAGAGCAUCAAUCGAUAUUCUACGGGGGUCCCACCAGGUACAUUGCCCAUCUAUUCCAACACUGGCUACGGGUUCUUGGGCAUGGUCAACUCCGCCGCCGUCGCCUCGAAGUCAGGACAGAAACCUAGUCACGCGGACUUGCUACAGCGGGACGUGUUCUCUGUGCUCAACAUGACCAGCUCUGGCUUCCUUACAAGCGCGUUCGAGCAGGAACGGAUUGCAGUACCUUCAUCCUUGAGCGAGGCUACGGAUUGGGACUUCCGGAACGCCAUGAACCCUGCCGGUGGGCAGUCUAGUUCGCUGGCGGACAUGGCCAAAGCCACAAGUGCCCUUUUGAAGUCCCUGGAUCCCACUACCACAGACAGCCUGCUAUCCAGCGCACUCAUGCAGCAAUGGUUGUCCUCCUCACACGCUUGGGACGACGGCAUCACCGAGCCCGGGCUUGGCUGGAUCGCCCUCUUGCGCAAAGACAAGUGGAAGCGGACGCAACGACUGUACCAAAGCUUCGGACAGCUCGCUGCAUUCCAUACCGCGUGGACGAUCAACCCCCGCGCGGGCUACGGCAUCGUCGUGCUCAUGACCGGCGACUACCCGGACUCGCAAGACUUCACGAUGCAGCUCGUGGACGCCUUCCAGCCCGUCUUCGACGCUCUCCUCGAAGCCGAAGCGCGCAGAUCGUACGUCGGCCGCUGGUUCACGACACCCGAAGCCACCUCCGCCGGCCCGAGCAGCGAGAUGGUCACCUCCCUGCGCUCAGGCACGCUCUGGGUCGACAAGCUGAUCCUGAACGGGACCGAUACGCUCGGCCUGCUCCAAGGCGCCGACCGCCCCGAGCCUGUCAUGUUGUGGCCUACGGGUGAUCCGGGUCGAUUCCGGCUGGCGUCGGGCAUCCCGUUCUUCAACAGCGCGCCGAACUACGGCUGUCUGAGCUACUUUUAUGCGAUGGACGUUGGCUACGCCUCUGGGGCGCCAGUGACCGAAAUCGUCUUCUCUGGAGCAGAGGCCGCGCGGGCGGCGCGCUUCCCUUCAGCACAGGUAGUUUUACGCAGGAUCUGA